AUGGCUUCAUCAUCAAAUUCACAUAUGCCACCACCACCUCCCAACAAUCAAUCUCUACCUCUUCCACCACAUCUAGCUUCGUUUCCUGCUGUCUCAUAUCAGGAAACCGCGCCAAUGUCUAAAGAACAAUUAGAUCCUAAAUCGAAAAAGUGGAUUCAAUUUCAAGCUCGAAAGUAUGCAGAUAAACAACUCAAAACCAUGAUUGCGAUUUGCCAACUGGAUGAUCCUACUGAUUUUUUUGGAUUGGAUUGGUGUUUAGACGUUCGAAAAAUUAUCAAAGAUCGUGGUGAUCUUUCAAAUCGAAAGUUUAGAAUUGACAAAAGAGUUCAUUUAGAUGCCCUUGAAUAUGUUCCUCUUGCAUCCGACGCGAAACGCGAUCGAAGACAUUUCAACAGGAUGUGUUUCCCUCCUUUCGAUGACAAAGAACCACCACUCGAUUACGGUGAUAACAUCCUUGAUACCAAACCUUCAGAAGCCAUACAGAUGUAUCUAGAUGAAGAUGAAGACACUCCAGUCUUUGAUUGGUUACAUGAUCAUAAACCACCAGCAAAGAAGUACAAAGGUGUUCAAUACGUCAACGGGACGAGUUACAAAUCUUGGCAAUUGAACUUGGGGAUGAUGAGCACACUUACUCGGAUCGGUCGAAAUUUGAUCAGUGAUUUCAUUGAGGAUAAUUACUUUUAUCUCUUCGAGCAAAAGGCUUUCUUUACUGUGAAGGCAAUGAACAUGGCGAUCCCUGGAGGCAGGCUCUCUUCGCUAUCAUUGAUUCUUCUUUGUAUUGAAUCGUAUGAUGACGAGUGGAAUGAAUUUAACAAUAUCAACAAAGUCAUCAUUCGUCAACAGAUCCGGACCAAAUAUUGUGUGGCUUUCCCUCACCUUCAUAAUUCAAGACCUCGAAGUGUUCAUAUUCCCAAAGUAUCACAAAGUCAACACUUUAUUCAUCUGAGUCAAAGAUCCUGA
Molecule: messenger RNA, 960 nt
Organism: Melampsora larici-populina 98AG31
Lineage: Eukaryota; Fungi; Basidiomycota; Pucciniomycetes; Pucciniales; Melampsoraceae
Exons: 6
Coding region: 1-960 (319 amino acids)
Biological process (GO): mRNA splicing, via spliceosome; spliceosomal tri-snRNP complex assembly
Cellular component (GO): catalytic step 2 spliceosome; U5 snRNP
Molecular function (GO): U6 snRNA binding; U1 snRNA binding; pre-mRNA intronic binding
Source: RefSeq, a predicted model, not a curated record